Messenger RNA from Melanotaenia boesemani (Boeseman's rainbowfish), 1269 nucleotides. Its product is annotated as free fatty acid receptor 4-like. Gene Ontology annotation, cellular component: membrane. Gene Ontology annotation, biological process: G protein-coupled receptor signaling pathway. The record is from RefSeq and is a predicted model, not a curated record. Gene Ontology annotation, molecular function: peptide binding; G protein-coupled receptor activity. Lineage: Eukaryota; Metazoa; Chordata; Actinopteri; Atheriniformes; Melanotaeniidae.
AUGAGCAGGAGAUGGGUUGAAGAUCAUGGAUUCCCACACUCUCCACCUAAAAAAAACUUGACUUAUUUUACUUUCUUCUCUGAACUGGAGCACUCAGAUAAUUUUAGCCGUACUAUUCUAGAAACCCUGGUUAUCACUAUUGUUUUCCUGGUCUCAGUGGCUGCCAAUGUAGGAGCCGCAGUCCUGGUAACCUGUGAACGCAGACUGCUGGCCAACAAGACCAUCCUCACGCUCAACCUGUUUGUGGCUGAUCUGCUGUUUGUCAGCAUGAUUCCUCUCAUUGUGGCUGUGCGUUGGACUGUGUCCUGGACGCUGGGAUAUGCAGCGUGUCACACAGUGCUGGACGUCAUCUGUAUGAGUGGCUGUGUCGCCGUCACCACCCUGGCCACAGUCAGUGUGGAGAGGGUACAAGCUAUUCUCCGGCUGCAGACUGUGCCAACUUUGAACCCCAGGAUGGUGACGGUUACCCUCAUCUUCACCUGGGCCUUUUCUGCACUCACAUCUGUACCCCUCAGCUUGUUCUUCACUGUGAUGGAAGUGGAUUUUCCUAAACAUGAACGUUUACACAUCUGUACUCUCAAGUGGCACGAUGCAACUGCAGAAAUUGUGUGGAAUGUAGCCUUCACUGCACUGUGCUUCCUUCUGCCAGGAAUCAUGAUUGUAGUCAGUUACAGCAAAAUAUUACAGAUUGCUAAACAUCGUAGAUGGAGGCUCCCACCCAGAGACAUUGAACUCCCUGUUGGAGACUCUCUGGACUGCCAGGUCUCAAGGCAGGACUUGAAACUCCUCCGCACAAUGCUGGUCCUGCUGCUCUCCUUCUUAAUCAUGUGGAGCCCUAUUUUUAUUAUCACCUUCCUCAUAUUGGCCAGAAACAUGCUGGGGCACAUUUGUGUCUCCUCUACCAUGUUUUUCUGGGUGAUAACUUUUACUCUGUCUAAUUCAGCUUUUAAUCCCAUCCUCUACUCAAUCUGCCAGUUCAAGAGCAGCUGGCGUAAACUCUGCUGCCCCUCUAUUGCUGGAAUCCUCGAAGAGUUUGACACUGGGCCAGUGGCGUUUGCUGAAGUCAUAGGCGUGGUUUUGGAUGGAGAUGCUCCGUGUGCUCCCGCUGGGAUUCCCACCUGCCCUCAGACCGCGUUUGUCACAGCGCCAAAGAGCGACGGCGCACUUGGUGGAGAUAAACAAGAGCGGACAGCGCGUCGCCUGGUCGCCUGGCCUCCAGGCAGCAGCAGCGGGAAAGAAACCGCAGCAGAGACUCUGGUUCACGUGUAG